Molecule: messenger RNA, 1572 nt
Organism: Clonostachys solani
Lineage: Eukaryota; Fungi; Ascomycota; Sordariomycetes; Hypocreales; Bionectriaceae
Source: the annotation of a GenBank genome assembly
AUGAAUCAGCCCUCGGAAAAGCUUUCUGACCGAGAGCGGUCCGCCGGACUACGUGGUAGCGGCGAUCGGCCUGCAGAAUCUUCUAGUAUCGAGAUCGGAACCCCGGGCGAUCAGAUCUUCUCCAUGAGUGAGAUUGACCCGGUUCUUGAUGCGAAGAUGCGUCUUGUCAACGAGACAAUGGAUGAGAUCGGUUGGACCAACAUGCACCUCAAGUUGUUCUUCCUCAACGGUUUCGGAUACGCCGCUGAUUCCCUCAUCCUCGCGCUCCAAGCUGUGACUGCCAGCCAAGCUGCUCUGGAGUUCAGCCCCUCAUUCCCGUAUGCUCUCAAUGUUUCCGUGUAUACAGGAAUGUUGAUUGGAGUGUUAUUCUGGGGACUAGGUGCGGAUGUCAUAGGUCGCCGUUUUGCUUUCAACGUCUCCCUCUUCUCCUCCUCAAUCUUUGCCAUCGUGGCCGGAGCAUCCCCCAAUUGGAUUGCUCUUGCUGUCUUUGUUGGUUUAGCUGCAUUCUUCGCUGGCGGAAAUCUUGUUCUGGACACCACCGUAUUCCUCGAGUUUCUUCCGAGCAAGAAACAAUGGCUGAUCACGCUCAUGGCAUGCUGGUGGGGUCUGGCCUAUGUGAUUGUUGCAGCUUUCUGCUGGCCGAUUUUCUCGAAUCCAAAAUACACUUGCGCAGACGCUGAGACUUGCACCAAAGAAAACAACAUGGGCUGGCGAUAUGUUUGGUAUGGAAACGGAGCUCUCGUCCUUGUCUGCAGCAUUUUACGAGUCACAGUUAUGCGACUCAAGGAGACCCCCAAGUAUCACCUCACCAAAGGUAACGAUGCUGCCGUCGUCGAAACUUUCCAGAGCAUCGCGAAUAAAUAUAACCGACCAUGCAGUUUGACUGUUGAGAAAUUGGAAUCUCUUGGAGUCAUCAAUUCCACUUAUGGUAACGCUAGAUACGGCUUUGGCGAGUUCUGGGCGCAUAUCCGAGGAUUGUUUGUAACCAAACAGCUCGCGAUCUCGACCCUUAUGAUUUGGUUAUCAUGGAUUCUAAUUGGUCUGGCAUACCCACUCUUCUACGUCUUUCUUCCGGAUUAUCUUGCCACACGCGGGGCUCAGACCGGAGAGUCAGGACCGUAUUACCAGUGGAGAAACUACAUGCUCAGCAGCAUUGCUGGAGUUUUCGGGCCCGUAGCUGCUGGUUUCAUGUGCAAUCACAAAGUGCUUGGUCGCAAGUACACAAUGGCAAUCGGUGCCCUCAUCACCAUGGCCUUCUUCUUCGCCUACACCGCAGUACGGACUCCAGCGGAAAACGUUGGUUUGAGCUGCGCGAUUUCUUUCUCGCUGAACAUCUACUAUGGCACUCUAUAUGCGUAUACUCCAGAGUCACUACCAUCGGCACACCGUGCGACAGGAAACGGAAUAGCUGUAGCGGGCAACCGAGUCAUGGGGUUGGUUUCCUCAUUUGUGGCAGCCUACGGUAAUACUUCGACAUCCGUGCCAAUCUAUGUGUGCGCUACGCUCUACAUUCUGAUGGCUAUUGUAGCAGUGCUGUUGCCGUUUGAGCCUUAUGGCAAGCGAGCAAUGUAG